AUGACGACUCAGUCAGAGAUUGCCCACACUCCCAACGAUCGUCCCCUGCACCACAAUGCACAGGGUAACGCUUGGGUUACGAGUCACUCCAUGAUCAUCAUGGUGGAGACAAGAGCCUCUGAGCUCGGGAUGUCAGUGAUGAAUGGUGUGGUGGGCAUUGCUUUCCUCACCCCUCGCCGCCCUUCGCACCUGCGCCACUCCAGCGGCUCGCACACUCCCGGCUCUCGCUACGAGGCUGGAUCACCUCGCAACCCCUUUCCCGGUCCUGGUUCUCAGUUCCGCCCUCGUCACGAAGCCGCCGUGUCGGUUCACACCCCUCCCGACGCCCUCCUCAACGGCGCACUCGUGGCCUCGGCCGAGCGGAUGCAUCGCGUGCGCGAGCAGCUGCAAUUACGAGAUUAG
This is a messenger RNA of Aureobasidium pullulans EXF-150, 402 nucleotides long. RefSeq lists its product as uncharacterized. NCBI's taxonomy places the organism in Eukaryota, Fungi, Ascomycota, Dothideomycetes, Dothideales, Saccotheciaceae. The coding region runs from base 1 to 402 and encodes 133 amino acids. The record is from RefSeq and is a predicted model, not a curated record. The transcript has a single exon.